This is a messenger RNA of Suillus subalutaceus, 561 nucleotides long. RefSeq lists its product as uncharacterized. The coding region runs from base 1 to 561 and encodes 186 amino acids. The transcript has 2 exons. The record is from RefSeq and is a predicted model, not a curated record. NCBI's taxonomy places the organism in Eukaryota, Fungi, Basidiomycota, Agaricomycetes, Boletales, Suillaceae.
AUGACUCACGCGGACAAAGAUUUGAGUCGUGUCAAGCCAACCCACGCAAGAAUGGAUGAGGGAUACAGGCUCCCCGACCCUGGAUUAUUUGUCAACGUCCUUUCCUCGCAGUCUCUGAAGAAAUAUCUCGCUAACUGGUUGGCAUGCCGUGAGUCGUGGCUGAGGCAUGUUUAUAUGUCGCCUCCAUCUCCGCUCCCUCGGUCCCAAAGCUGGCGUGAUCUAUUGAUCACGCAGCCAACAACACCACAGCCCUCAUCGUCAAGUGGUCAGAUGCCAUCAGGCAAGACUGGCAAGUCCAAAGCCAAACUCGACCUGUUCUUUGGAGAUGAAUUAUCGCUCCUAUGCCAGUUUGGACUGGAUCCCAGAUGUUGCAAUGGAGGGAUCAUAUACGAGAUUUGCAAGCAAAGCUUCCGAUACGACCUUCUGGAACUCGAUGAACAUCUUGCCGGUCAUAUGCGGCUGGAUCGGGAGGCGAAGAAGCGUCGCAUGGAGUUGCUCCGUGGAAUUUUUCCCCAGCAUGCCCUCAGCAUGUGGGAUAAGGAUUUUUUCGACUCGGAAUGA